AUGGCCCACAAGAAUUUUUCCCCUGCUUCGCGCCACAAACAAGCGUCCCCUGCACCGUCUUCCUCCACCGAUUUGCCUCUUUCCGAUGAUUCUCCGGCCAUGUAUCCCGUUGAAUACGAGCGGGCCGUCAGUGCUUUCAUGUUUGGGGACCAUAUCAGAGCCUUGGAGCUCGUCGAUGACGCCCUUUCCCGCUACCCGGAUUCGGCGCUUCUCCGCAGCACCCGAAACGUCUUUCACUACAGAGCCGCUUCCUUGCUCAAAGACCAUAAGUCCAAGGUUGAAUACCUGAAGAAAGCGGCCGAGUUCGCAGGCCUUGCCUUCUCUAUGGCACCGAACUCCAUCUCCUGCGCUAGAUUGAACGUCGCCAUGCUUUUCGAGCUGAAGGAGAUCGCCUCCCCUACUUCAGUCUCCGAUUACGAAGAAGUAAUCCGGCAUUGCGAGAACGCUUUGAUGUUACAGAACCCAGCGGACCCUCUUGAGGGUAGCUUGGGAAAGACCAAGGCCGAGCGAGUCUUGUCGGUGAGAAAGGAGUUCUUAACGGUCAUCGAGAAGGCCAAGACGAGGAUCAGUUUUCUUGGAGGUGGGAAUAGUAAGGACUGGUUGAAGAAGCUUGUAGAGAAUGAUUUUAUGUCGUCCGUAAAAAACGGUUUUGAGAACAUAGAACAGUUAAGGAAAGGGAUCACAGAGCCGAUGCCGCUGAAGGCCAAAUUUCCAGCGUCGAGUCCAGCCUCGAGGGAUGAUCGGCUCACGGAGAAAAGAAAGAAUCAAAAUCUCAAGAAACUGAUGUCCAACGUCGGCAAGACAGGUCGAGUCAGGACUUACUGGAACAACAUGGAUAUCGAAGAAAGGAAGGAAUUAUUCACUAUAGGAAUAGAAGAUCUCAUAGCGUAUUUGGAUAAGAACAAGCUGGCGAUGGUGAAGGAGGCUUUGGUAGAAGCAAUAGAUUUCGCUAAAGUGAAAAAUAAAUGGAAGUUUUGGGAAUGUUGUUGUUGCGAAGGAAGGUUUUCGGUCGGAGUAUGGGAUUUGGACCACAUUGGGGAUAUGCAUAUAGCUCCCCACUCCGAGUACAUACAAUCAGCCGCUCCGGAAAUAUUAGCUCCUGACUUGGCACAUAAGAUGCUUCAAGCUGAUGUAUGGAAGCCUGUGGAUUCUAUUUCUGCGGCCAAGAUUAUGGAAGAUCUGCCGUCUACUGCAGAUAAUGGCUCUAAAGGUUCUAAUGUUAGUCAGUGGCAUUAUUGUGAUGAUAGAAAGCGCGCUGAUAUCAUCGAGAAAAUUCGCUCAUGCCUGCAAAUGUUUACGCAAAUAAAUUGUCUUGCUUCUAGCCAUCUCACUAUGCUGCUGGACAUGACAAUGGACAUGCUGCAAAAUCGCAUCCCAAGAUCGAUUCUCGAGGAUCAUGGACUGCACCAGACACUCCGUUCGAUAUGCUUAUUGGAAGUGCCGGAGCUUGAACACGUUCUUGAUUUCUUGGAAGAUCUGGCUGGUGCUUGCUCAUUGCGUUCUCUUUGUGAGCGUUUGUCGAUAGAAGAAUCGGUAGGUUAUCAGGGACCUUGCUUUAAAGAGAGGAUUGUUUUCAGCAGCGACUUCUCUUGCCUCCAUUUGGAUGAGCGAUCGCUGCUGCGAGGACAGAUUGAUGCGCCGGAUGAUGGGAUUGAUGCGCCGGAUGAUGGGAUUGCAGUGGCGUCAACUAUUGCGGAGGAUUGUGGUAAUGAUGAGGCAGAGCUGUCUGCAGAUAGUGACGCUAUUGUUUAUGAAUUAUGUGUUGCAGUUCCUAAAAUUGGGGAGCAGUGGAAGGAAUGGACAAGUAUGAGAGAAACCACCAGAAAUAUGGGAAAGGGUUUGGUGAAGAUCCUUCAGAUGGAAUUUACACGUGAGCAGUUAAUGUUAGCCAGAAAACUCAGGAUUUUGAGAUACGAGGACACAUUGCUGAGUGUUGAGAGAAUAUGUGUCGAGGAAAAUAAGAAAAGGGAACUAAUUCCAGAUUACGACCCACAGAGUUUUGAGUCUCUAUUGUCGAAGCGGAAGGAGGAGCUUGAGAUGGAGGGCGAUGCUGCGAUAGAUAGCACAAGCAAUGAGAUAGAUAUCAUACUUAGUAUUCUGGAAGAAGCACAAGCAGACACUGACAUAAACAAAGCAAUCCAGAAGCAGAGGGAACAUAUAUCUCGAGAGGUUUACAAACUCGAUGCCAUAAUCCUGACAACUAAAUUCGCCGUAGGGCAGACGGGGAAGAGACUUUGGAGCGUAUUAGUUCAUGACUAUCGGUUCAUUAUCGUUCCCCUGUUGAAGUCAUUUGUGCAGGCACGCCUACAUGAUAUGGUUGACAAAGAUGCUGCAGAGAAGUCUAGUACUGCAGCAGAAGCUCUGUUAGCAGAGCUUGCCGUCGAUGCCAAGAAAAACACUGAUAAAGGAGGUGUUAGUUCGAAAAAAGGAGACGGAAAGUCAAAGCGUAAAAAGAAGGGAAAAUAUCACAGCAAGGCCAAAAAUUCUGAGGGAACUGGUGGUAGUAAGGAGCGGCAUCCCUUUAAUCCCAAAAAUGUGGAACAAUACGACAUUCCCAUAAGCCCGGAUGAAUUGGAGCAACGGGAACAGGAAGAUGUUGGUCCAAGUAAGCAGGAACAGGAAGAGGAACUUCAGCGUGAGGCUAUGGAGGUGCAAAGAAAGCUCGAGGAAGUUUUGGAGUUUCAGAAGAAAUUCGAGGAUGAGGCUAAACAAAAGCGCCAAGCUGAAAAAGCAAAGAUCGUGGGGGGAACCAGUGCUGAAAAUGUUGCGGAGGAUGUGCAUGUUGUCUUCUCCAAACUUAGCGAAGAUGUUGGUCCAAGGGAGCAGGGGCAUGAAGAGGAACUUCAGCGUGAGGCUAUGGAGGUGCACAGAAAGCUCGAGGAAGUUUCGGAGUUUCAGAGGAAAUUCGAGGAUGAGGCUAAACAAAAACGCCUAGCUGAAAAAGCAAAGAUCGUGGGGGGAACCAGUGCUGAAAAUGUUGCGGAGGAUGUGCAUGUUGUCUUCUCCAAACUUAUCGAAGAUGUUGCUCCAAGGGAGCUGGGGCAUGAAGAGGAACUUCACCAUGAGGAUGAGGAGGUACAAAGAAAGAUUGAUGCAGCUUUGGAGUUUCAGACGAAAUUAGAGGACGAGGGUAAAGAAAAGCGCCUAGCUGAAAAAGCAAAAAUUAUGGAAAAUGUUGCAGAGGAUGUACCUGUUAUCUCCUCUGAACCUGGUGAAAAUGUUGAUCCAAGUGAGCUGGAACACGAAGAAAAAUUUCAGCUCGAGGAUGAGGAGGUGCAAAGAAAGGUUGAUAAAGCAUUGGAGAUUUAUUUGAAAUUUGAGGAAGAGGUUAAAAUAGAGCUCCUUGCUGGAAAAGCAAAGAUUGAGGAAAAUGUUGUAGAGGAGGUGCCUCUACUCUCCUCUGAACCUGGUGAAGGUGUUGGUCCAAGUGAGCAGGAACAGGAAUGGGAACUUCAGCGUGGGGAUGAGGAGCUGCAAAGAAAGCUUGAUGAAGCUUUGGAGUUUUAUUUUAAAUUUGAGGAUGAUGCUCGACGAAAGUACCUUGCUGAAAAAGCAAAAAUUAUUGAAAAUGUUGCAGAGGAUGUGCCUGUAAUUUCCUAUGAACCUGGUGGUGAAGGUGUUAAACUUGAUCCACGUGAGCAGGAACAGGAAGGGGAACUUCAGCAUGGGGAUGAGGAGGUGCAAAGAAAGGUUGAUGAAAUAAAUUUUGAGGAUGAGGCUGAACGAAAGCACCUUGCUGGAAAAGCAAAGAUUAUGGAAAAUGUUGCAAAUGAUGUGCCUGUAAUCUCCUCUGAACCUGGUGAAGAUGUUGGUCCAAGUAAGCAGGAACGGGAAGAGGAACAUCAGCUGGAGGAUGAGGUGCAAAGAGAGCUUGAUGAAACUUUGGAGUUGCAGAGCCAAAUUGAUAACGAGGCUGAACACAAACUUGAUGAGCAAGAUAAGAAUGUAGGUGGACCCAGUGAGAAGAAUGUGGGAAGGUGGUUUUGCUGCUGUCUCCAGUGAACCUAAAGAAGAUGUUUGUUCUAUUAAACAGCAAUAGCAGGAACAAGUGGGUAGCAUCCAUUUUGGUAGUCUUGAGUAGUGGACAAAGUUUUCACAGGCUGAGCAGUAGUGAUCGGGUUAAGAAAUAAGUAAAUGAACUUGGAGAACUGCAGCACUUGAAGCACAUGAAGCUGACUAGCAUAGAUAGCUAGAAAUAGCCUAUUGUACUUCUUAUGGGUAAAAAAAAAUUCCAACUAAACUUUCACUUGUAAAGAAUUAAAGCAUAGAUGUAUACUUCUCAAACAUGACAGUUUCUCUGGACCCAUUUCACUUGCAUAUGGCUUCAUUUUGCCACUACUGUGCAUAGGAAAGGGGGCCUCAUGGGUUCAAUACUGUAUAGGCAGAGAAAAUGAGAGUAAUAAUAAUAAAAGGGAAAGGUUUGUUCUGGUUUUUGAGAAUUUC
This is a messenger RNA of Juglans regia (Persian walnut), 4443 nucleotides long. RefSeq lists its product as uncharacterized. Lineage: Eukaryota; Viridiplantae; Streptophyta; Magnoliopsida; Fagales; Juglandaceae. The record is from RefSeq and is a predicted model, not a curated record. The transcript is spliced from 5 exons. Bases 1 to 4002 code for a protein of 1333 amino acids.